AUGCUAUACAAACAAAAUCACAAUGGAGUGGAGGCCUCUGUGGAUGGUGUCUUGGGAGGGUACGGGCACGUCGACGACGGCGACGUCAAGGGAAGCGAGGCCUUUCUUAAACCCCUCUUGCUCGACCGCUUUGGAAGCGGCGCACGCCAUCCUGUGGCUCUUGAUUGUGGUUCUGGCAUCGGAAGGGUCACCAAGAAUCUUCUUUUGAGAUAUUUUAAUGAGGUUGACCUUGUUGAGCCAGUAUCACAUUUUCUUGAAGCUGCUCGUGAGAAGUUAGCUACUGAUAAAGAUAAUUCUGAUCACAAAGCUAUCAAUUUUUAUUGUGUCCCUCUACAGGAAUUCACUCCAGAAGUUGGAAGAUAUGAUGUUAUAUGGAUCCAAUGGUGUAUAGGACAACUCACAGAUGAUGACUUUCUCUUGUUUUUCAAGAGAGCAAAGGUUGGCCUUAAACCAAAUGGAUUUUUUGUAGUGAAGGAGAACACUGCAAGAAGCGGAUUUGUGUUAGAUAAGGAGGACAACAGCAUCACAAGAUCUGAUUCAUACUUCAAAGAGCUUUUCAAGCAGUGUGGACUUCAUCUUUAUCGCUCAAAGGAUCAGAAGGGAUUUCCUGAAGAGUUAUUUCCCGUUAAGAUGUAUGCACUGGUAACUGAUAGGCGACGAGGUUCCAACAAUGGCGGAGGCAAGACUCGACAACACAAGCCUGCUGUCAUCAAGUCAUGAAAUCUCUCGAGGACCCGUCACCAAUACCUGGAUGCGAUCUUGCUCGUUUUUCUUUAGUUUUUGUCGUCUCUAAGAGAAUGGAUUACCUUUUCAUGUGUUGUCAUGUUGUAGAACAUCACGGUUAUCAUCUCUAUCUUCUCACCAUGAUUUGUACUAAUACAAACGAAGGCAUAAAGAACAUAGGGAAUUCAAGCCCAGACGAUGACACCACUUCAGUCAUUUGGUUGGAUUUUACAGUGCAUCUU
Musa acuminata AAA Group (dessert banana) is the source of this 965-nucleotide messenger RNA. Its product is annotated as alpha N-terminal protein methyltransferase 1-like. Lineage: Eukaryota; Viridiplantae; Streptophyta; Magnoliopsida; Zingiberales; Musaceae. Gene Ontology annotation, biological process: N-terminal protein amino acid methylation. Gene Ontology annotation, molecular function: methyltransferase activity. The coding region runs from base 1 to 720 and encodes 239 amino acids. The record is from RefSeq and is a predicted model, not a curated record. The transcript is spliced from 8 exons. Gene Ontology annotation, cellular component: cytoplasm.